AUGUUUUUAAAAGCAGAAAUAUUUAAGGCUAUUUCAUUUUCAAAUCCAGUAAAAUUACCUCUAACAUAUUGGUUGUUAGUGCUAAUUAGAUUUGUGCUAACUUUAAUUCCGCAAACAGGCUACAUUCAUCCAGAUGAGUUCUUCCAAAACGUGGAAGUCAUUGCUGGAGAUAUCCUCACAGUUGAUGUUGCAAGAACAUGGGAGUUCAAUCCAAAGUUUCCUAUUAGAAACAUCUUUGUACCAAAGAUUGUACUUGGCCCACCUCUUCACUUUAUUCGUAUUGUAAAUCCUUACUCUAAAGCUUAUCUGAACAUUGAUCUACUAACACCAUACUACCUGUUGGCUAUACCCCGAAUCUUUAUCUGUCUUUUAUCUCUUAUUAAUGACUAUUGUUUGUACAGAAUAUGCAUUCUGUACGGCCAAAAUUUUAAGAAUAGGCUAAAAAUAUUUGCCAGCUCUUAUGUUGUCUUUGUGUACUGCUGCAGAAGCUUUUCCAAUGCAUUUGAAAUGAUAUUCUUUUCUCUGCUACUACUGUUAGUAGCUGAAUGUAUGUUAAAAUCAGAUAAAGUCAUAUAUCAUGAAGAGUUUCUUACAGAAAAAUAUAAUCAAGCUGAAACACCAGUCGAGAAAGUAAAAAUUUUUAAACUCAAAACUCAUUUGCCUCAACAUUCUUUGAAUAGGGUUUUUAUACUUGCAACUCUAGUAGUAAUAGGUAUUUUCAACCGUCCAACUUUCGUGGGUUUUGCAUUGGCACCAAUCUUCUUUUGGCUACACAGAGGCCUAGGUUCUAAAGUAGUGGGUUUCAAAGAUUUCCAUUAUAGAAUUUUCACAUUUAUGCUAUGUGGUGUACCAAUGACACUUCUACUUAUCAUAGUUGAUUCUUCUUAUUAUGGAUAUCUAACAAAUGCAGAUAUAGAAUCAUUGAAACUAUCGUGGGAUAACUGGGUUGUCACUCCAUUGAAUUUCCUGAGGUACAACUUGGACACAAAGAAUCUCAAGCAACAUGGAAUACAUCCACGAUGGCUACAUUUAAUUGUGAAUAUGCCAUUGCUGUUUAAUGUACUGGGAAUAAUUGCCUUAACUACACUAUCCAGUAAUACUUACAGAUUCAUUAGGGGACAGUACAGCAAACUGCCAAGAAUACAGAGCAUUACAGGACUCAUGCUCUUCUCUCUAGUCACUCCUGUUGCUCUCCUUUCGUUAUUUCCUCACCAGGAAGCUCGUUUUAUAAUUCCAGUUCUCAUUCCUUUAAUAUACCUUUAUGGUAAUCACUUACAUCCAAACGAAGCAGAUCCACCAAAAUCUAAAAGACUGAAAAAUACUUUAUGUUACAUUUGGUACAUACUAAAUAUUCUGCUGACUUUGUUCUUUGGGUUUAUACAUCAAGGCGGUAUUUACCCUUUUGCUAAUGCUUUACAUCGGGAAAUUAAAAGUUAUUACGGCGUCCAUACUCACGUUAUAACGACUCACAGCUAUAGCAUACCCACGUAUUUGCUGCAACUGGAAAGUACAACUAAAGUUUGGAAGGACAAAAAGACAGGUCAUAAGUAUAAAUUGGUCCCGACAACGUUCCUUCACAAAUACGGCUCUUUGCCAAUAAACGAGCUGUUCGAGAAAAUCGACGAUGUACUGAAUAAUGCCGAAAUGCUUUUACAUAAAUAUAAAAGGCAGUAUAGAUUUUAUGUUGCAUCCCCAUGCUCGCUGGAACAAGAAAUCCGUGAGGCGUCCAGAGGCUAUAAUUAUAUUGAUAUUGAACAAGAAUUCUCAUACUAUCCCCAUUUUUGUACUGAAGCCAUUCCGAAGUUCCCGAGUUCCAGGGAUCAGUACUGUUUUGAAAGCAAUGCAUUGCGAACAAAUGAAUCUCAGGCACUCGAUCUCAGCAUAUAUCAACGAAUGUCAUGUUUUUUAAAGAGGUUCUGUUUUAGAAUUUAUAGAGUGAGACCUGCCAACUAUAAGAUAUAA
Molecule: messenger RNA, 1962 nt
Organism: Parnassius mnemosyne (clouded apollo)
Lineage: Eukaryota; Metazoa; Arthropoda; Insecta; Lepidoptera; Papilionidae
Source: the annotation of a GenBank genome assembly